Arabidopsis arenosa is the source of this 874-nucleotide messenger RNA. Lineage: Eukaryota; Viridiplantae; Streptophyta; Magnoliopsida; Brassicales; Brassicaceae. The record is from the annotation of a GenBank genome assembly.
ACACUCACUUUCUUCCUUCUCAUUUUCGAUCAUCUGACAAAAACCCGAAUCUCGUUUCGUGUUUUCGAGCAAAACCCAGAAUUUCUCAUUCCCUUCGGUGCUUUGCAUCAUCUUCAAUGGAGACGACUCCGACGCAGAGCAGCGAAACGAAACCUUUCUCUGUUCUUUUUGUCUGUCUCGGAAACAUUUGUCGGAGUCCAGCAGCUGAAGGUGUCUUUAGGGAUAUUGUGAAGAAGAGAGGUCUCGAUUCCAAAUUCAUAAUCGAUUCCGCUGGAACCAUUGAUUAUCACGAGGGGAAUAUGGCGGAUCCAAGAAUGAGAAGUGCUGCGAAACGUCGUGGGAUUGAGUUAACAUCAUUAUCCAGACCGAUUAAGGCAUCUGAUUUCAGGGAAUUUGAUCUCAUUCUUGCAAUGGAUGACCAGAACAAAGAGGAUAUAUUGAAGGCUUAUAAUGUGUGGAAAAACAGAGGGAAUUUCCCGCCCGAUGCAGAUAAGAAGGUUAAGCUAAUGUGUUCUUAUUGCAAGAAACACAAUGAAAAGUUUGUUCCUGAUCCAUAUUAUGGUGGACCUCAAGGUUUUGAGAAGGUACUGGACUUGCUUGAAGAUGCUUGUGAGUCUUUGCUGGAUAGUAUCCCUGUGGAAAGUUGAUGAUACAGCAAGUUCAGAGUCCCACUUUUAUUGUUACUAUUAUUGAGAUUGCUAGCUUUGCACAUACACUUAUAGACAUCUUAAUGAUUUCAAAGUCUGAGAAUCUUUGAUUUGUUUUUUUAAACCUUGUUAAACUGAACAUAUUCUUAAGAACAUAUUAUUGUUUAUGUUAAUGUAUCAUAGAGGGCGGCACUGUUUACACGAUUGAAUAAUAUGAACUCUUUUGU